CUGGAAAAGAAGACUUAACGAUUAAAGCAACUGUUACUGCCAGACACGUCAACUUCCUCUGUUGAGGUGGGUCUUGAGUCUGGCCUUCUUGCGGUGGAGCAGAACGAACGAACAUAUACGCAGAGUUCCCCCUCGCCCGCCUACUCCGCGUACCUGUUUUUUCGCCUGCUUUCUCGGCGGCCUUUUCUCUCGCUUCUCUCUUCUUUGUCAUCUUUCCCCUUGUGCGGUAUCUGUACCCCCUUUCUCGUGUUUCUGUCUUUUUCUUCCCCCAACUCAUCAGUUUCUCUACGCUCUGCGGCUUUGUCUUCACCGCCCACCUUUUUCCACUGCUCCUUCUCUCAGUGCCCUCAUCCUCUCACGCCAAAGCCUUGCUCGGCUGUUUUUUCCCCUGUGUUCCUGGGCACCCUAUUUCUCCGUCUCUUUUGCUUUUCCAGCCGUCACGUCGCGUGUGUGUAGGCCUUUUGCAUCCGUUUUCCCCUUUUCACCAUCUGCUUCAUCUCACUCGCCCAAAGACAGGUAUCUCUGCCUCUGUCGUUUUCCUGUUUCUCUGGCGUUGCGGUCUGUCAUCUUGUCUGUCAGAACAGUCGCAUUAUCCAGCGCCAUUCCUGUUUCGCCUUUCCAUAGACUCCAGCUGCUCUUCCUGUUCAUUUUCUGCUCCGCUUCCCCCCAGUCUACGUCAUCUCAACUAUGUCACUUUCGAACGCUGUAGAACUUGGGUUUCGUUUACAAAGCGCUUCAAGAUCUAAACAGGAGUCAACCUUGUUGUCGUUUUUACUUCGAACUCGAUAUGGUUCUCGUUCGAAGCCCGCGGUGGGGGCCUGCCCCUGAGGCGGCAGGUUCUUCCUCUCCGCUGCGAGAACCUCGCGUCUCUCCAUGCGAACGAAACGAUGCCGGUUCUCCAUUUCCACUCUCCUCAAAGUCACGCCUUAGACUCGGCACAGAGCGACAGUUGCCGCCGUCUGCUGCGGAGUGUCCGUCCUUUUCGUUUUCGUCCUCUCCCCUGCCGCGACGACCGUCUCUCAACGCCGAUGUCUCCGGCAUUCCUCACCCGCGUCUCUCGUCCUUGGACGCGAGAGAGGGAGAAGAGGGAAGACAAGCAGAUGAGAGCAGAGGGCGAGCAGCUGAGGAGGGAGAGGAGGAAGAGAAACGCUUUGCCGCAAGCGCAGGAGACAGCAGAGGACAAGCCGGAAAUCUGUCUCGCGCAUCUGCGAUUCGCUCUUCUCGCCCAAAGAUGGGCACCAGUGGCGUCUCCUCCACCACGCUCAUCCCCCUGCCUUCUCGAGCGUCUUCGACUCUUCGCCAUGCUUCUUCACCCAGCCGUCCUGUGCUCGCGAGACUCUCCUCUUCGUCUCCUGUCGGCUCUGGCCGUGGAGCCCAACUAGCGGCCCCUGCGACCGCAGCACGAGAGGACGCAGGCCACUCCGAUCUCUCGCCGUCGAGCGUCGCCGCCUUCUCUCCGUCGAAGCGCCUUCGGAGAACCGAAGAUCAGACACACAGUUUCUUGUCGCAGCCCUCCGAGCCUGCUCUCCCGGCUUUGCACUCGGUUUUGACAGGCUCCGAGGAGACUGAGAGAGCUGGGUUCAAGUCCAUGUCCUCCUCCACGGCUAGCAGGUCCUCGCCUCUCAAGACCAACGCGAUAUUUCUGAUGGCUUCAGACUCCCGACAGGAGGGGGCGCCCGCAGCCUCCGCAGAGGUCUCUGCUCGAGGAGACAUGCAUGGAGUGUCGCCGAGUGAGAGGAUCUCUGUAGCGGAGGAAAGAAUCUCUCCGCUUUCGUCGCGAUGCUCCAGACGCGCGCCUGCGAGCGCAAACGAAGUGCCUCAGAGUGCCGCGUUGUGCGCAGACAAACAUUCGAGAAACGAGAAACUUCGGGAACUCGAAAACCUUCAGCACGUUCUGCCUGCUUCCGGGUCACUGAGGGAGUACGUACAGCAGGCAGGUGAAGAAGCCCGAUGGAGAGAGAGAGGCGACAGCGGACCGUUUUCUCUUCCCAAGACUGCGGAAGAGUUCCGAGACCAGUGGAGACCAAUGGUCGACGCAACUGUCAAGAAACUUUGCGAUAUGACUGACGAAGAAAAACAGGUGACCCCUUACAUCAUGCUCGAGGGCCGCAUGCUGCGCGCUGUCCGUCGGGCGUCGGCGUCCCUGGCGAAUCGACGAACGAAGGCUGUGGCCUUCAACUCGGAGGUUCGGGAUUUGUUUUCAAGGGAGCAGCGACUGUAUGACGAGAGCGAACGGGAGUUUGAAGUCGUCCAGCGCGUCGCGCAGGACCAAGCCGGCGGCCAGGAGAAGCUGGAAAAGCGCCUGAAAGACACGCAGAGGAAGAAGGAGCAGGUCGAGGUGUAUCGACAGCAAGUGCACAAGAAGAUGGCAAAUCUGUCCUUCACGAGGCAGAAGAAGCUGCGGCUCUUCGAGGCGCUCGAGAGCGCGAAAAAAGAGUCGUCCUCGAAGGAGAAGAGCCUGCAAGCCCUGUACCAACUGCUGCAGUGCACCACGCGAUUCAAAGUGAACAAAGUCGACGGCGGCCUCGUCACCGGGGCGCUUGUGCCGGAGCAGAAGAGCGCGCUCUUUCCCCAGCUGCGGAAGGUGGGGAAAAAUGCCCAGCAGAUAAUCAAACACGGCGAGGGCGACGAAGAAGACAUGUUAGAAGACACCACGGCAGAACCUGCGAUUCUCACGCUGGAUUGCGAAAAAGAAAACCAAGGAGGAAUGGAUGCGGACGUCCUUUGGAGCCUCAUCGAGGACACUCUGGGCGUUGGAGGCGUCCCCGUCCCUCAGCUGCUCAGUGCUGUUCGGGGCGAGUAAGUCGGAGAAAGAACGAGGGAGAACAGAGAGGAUGGCGGAGAGAAAGCGGAGUAGACACGGCGCAGACGAUAGAAAAGAGAUCGAAAACUUGGCGAAAAGGGAGAUCUCGACUACUCCUUUUUGUGGCCUCGACACGAGGAGAAAGAGGGAUAGAGAAAGGGUCAGGAAACAGCGGGGGACGGGAUUUCGACAGCCGUAAAAACAAACGUUUCUUUGACGAAUGUUGCGCAGCUCUUCCCUCGUCCCUUUCUUUCUUCCGUCGAUGCUUCCUGCCCUCAAAUAUGUAGUGUGAACCUUGUAAAAACAUUCAGAAUCGUAAGGCUUGCCAUGGGAACCUAGCGCGGCCGUCGAACGCUCAAAGCAUCUUACGUGCUUCGAUUUGUUAGUCUCUGAG
Toxoplasma gondii ME49 is the source of this 3197-nucleotide messenger RNA. RefSeq lists its product as hypothetical. The coding region runs from base 788 to 2803 and encodes 671 amino acids. The transcript is spliced from 2 exons. Lineage: Eukaryota; Apicomplexa; Conoidasida; Eucoccidiorida; Sarcocystidae. The record is from RefSeq and is a predicted model, not a curated record.